Molecule: messenger RNA, 1303 nt
Organism: Camelina sativa (false flax)
Lineage: Eukaryota; Viridiplantae; Streptophyta; Magnoliopsida; Brassicales; Brassicaceae
Source: RefSeq, a predicted model, not a curated record
AACAAACAAUUAAAUCUUCGUAAUGUAAUCAUUUCAAUUUGUUUCUUCUCCGUUAAUUUCCAUAUAUAAAUAUUCCAACGGGGGGACCCAACCCAACUUUAUAUUUUUCUCAGCGUACCAUCAUCUCUCUUUCUCUUUCUCUUUCUCUGUCUCUCUCUCUCUCAGAAACGUUCGACUUCGAGGAGAAAACAAAACUUUGUUGUUGUAACAAAUGCAGACGAGUCGGUUACUCUCUUUCUCCUCUAACUCUCCGAGUUUCGGCAGCUUCUCCUCCACCGUUGACCUCGCCGCAAUCGCCGCUCGAGUCGUCGAAGAAUUCAGAGAUCAAGAAGAUACACCACAACCCUCCGACUCUCCCCUAACUAACAACGAAGACAACGAUGAUGAAUCAGAAUUCGCCUUCGACUGUCCCAGCCACGUGUGUUCCCAACCUCUAGCCACAGCCGACGAGAUUUUCUUUAACGGUCAGAUCCGUCCUUUAAACCCGUACGGUAGUAAUGCUCCGGAGAAAUCUCAGCCGACGCCACGUCGUCGUAGACCGGCGUUGAGGAAACUGAUGAGCGAGGAAUUGCGAGAUCAUCCGACGGCGGUUUCGGAUUCGUCGGCGGAAGCUGAAGAAGAUCUAAACGGUGUUCCGCCGGAGACGUACUGUGUAUGGACACCGAAACAACCGAGUUCAGAAGAUGAUGAUCUUAAAGGACUCUGUUCUUCUCCGUCGCAGAGCAAGAUCAAAAGCAACUCAGCUGGAUUCUCGAAACGUUGGAAGCUGAGGAAUCUUUUGUACGUUAGAAGCAACAGCGAAGGGAACGAGAAGCUCGUGUUUCCGGCACCGGUUAAGAAAAGCGAUGAGAAAGAAGAAGAGGAAGAGGAAGCGUCGUCAAAGGUGGUGGCCGGAGAAGAAACGAAACGACAGACGAAUUUGCCGUAUAGGAAGGAUAUGAUUGGAAUAUUAAGAAAUGUAAAUGGGCUAAGUCGUCAUUUACGUCCUUUUUAAUGCUGACGUGGCUCUCCUUAGACGCGGACUUUGGGUGGGCUUCCGUUUCUUUCUUUCUUUUUCUCACUUACUUUUCUUUCUUUUUUUACUUUUUUUUUUUUUUUUUAAUUUUAAUUUUCUCUCUCUCUCAACCUUUUUCUUUUAUUAGUUUCCGAGAAAAUCUUGAGUGUUGGGCGAGAAAGUAAAUAUUUUAUUUUAUAAUGCGUCGGUUUUUGGAUUAGAUUUGUAUAAGUUUUUGGUGGUUUGAUUAUUGGAAAUGGAGACUAAUAAUGGCUUUUUAUUGAAAUAAAACUUGGUUCGUCGUCAUUA